AAAAAAAACGUGUCCUUAUUUUCUAAAUUUUUUAUUCUAAAUAAAUUGCAACACUGCUAUAUAUUUGCAUGAAUUACUGUCGUGACUUAACUGGUUUUUGCUUUUGUAAAAGUAGAAAUAAUGAGUUUGAAACGUAAGCUUGAGGGAGAAGUUGAGAUAAGGGCAGCAGCUGGAGAUGUUUACUUUGAUUUAUACAAAAACAGACCGCACCAUCUUUCUCAUUCAUCUCCUCAUUUUAUUCAAACCUGUGAGUUGCUUCAGGGUCAGUUUGGUAAGCCUGGCUCUAUCAUUCUUUGGAGGUACAAUCUUGGUGGAAAGCCACGUAUAGGAAAGUGUGUAAUUGAAGAAGUGAAUGAGGAGAAGAAGUUGAUGAAGCAUCGAAACGUGGAAGGUAAUCUAAAAGAGGAGUAUAAGACGUUAAGUGGAACAUUCCAAGUGAUACCAACUGAUAAUAAUGAAACAUGUAUUGUGAAGUGGACGUACGAGUACGAGAAAUUACAUGAUGGUGUAGUUGAACCAACUGCUUUGCUCGAUGCUUGCCUUCAUUCUGCUAAACAAGUGGAUGUUCAUUACAAUCACUAGAAUUAGAUUGAAUAAUUGUAUGGUGUGCUUCAUCUUAUUGCAAUUUUAAUUGCUUUUAAUUAGCAUUUAUACUUGUUGCAGAAAUAAUGUUAGUUGUAACUCGUAAGAAGCUAUUAAGUUGUAUGAGUGGAAUCUUAUAUUUGUUGUUUUAAUGGGCUAUUUUUAAGGCAAU
Messenger RNA from Amaranthus tricolor (Joseph's coat), 754 nucleotides. RefSeq names its product MLP-like protein 31. NCBI's taxonomy places the organism in Eukaryota, Viridiplantae, Streptophyta, Magnoliopsida, Caryophyllales, Amaranthaceae. Gene Ontology annotation, biological process: defense response. The transcript is spliced from 2 exons. Bases 121 to 582 code for a protein of 153 amino acids. The record is from RefSeq and is a predicted model, not a curated record.